AUGACUGCUGUUUUGCUGCUCUCUUUACUCAGCACAGCUUCCAAACAGACAGGAAUUGAGUUUCCAUUCUUCUGGCAUCUCAGUCACUCAGCUGAAUACAUGAUUUCUGGCACAAGAGAGAAGAUAUGGCUGUUUGUUGCUGUGACAUAUUUGUUUCAGGGAACUUCUUAUUCAGAGGAACUCAGAAGAAUGAAGAGAACUGUGGAUCCUGAAGCAUUUAUGGGUAUUAAGGAGCUCAUUGCUUACAAAGGGUACCCCAGUGAGGAGUAUGAAGUGACAACAGAAGAUGGUUAUAUCAUUACGAUUAACAGAAUUCCUUAUGGCACACAGAAUCGGGAAAACACAGCUUUGAGACCUGCUGUAUUUCUCCAACAUGGAUUAUUGGGAGAUGCUAGUAACUGGGUCACAAACCUGCCCAACAACAGCUUGGGUUUCAUGCUAGCUGAUGCUGGCUUUGACGUUUGGAUGGGAAAUAGCAGAGGCAGUCGCUGGUCCAGAAAACAUCAAAAUUAUUCCAUUGAUCAAGAUGAAUUCUGGGCUUUCAGUUUUGAUGAGAUUGCAAAGUUUGAUCUUCCAGCAGCAAUAAAUUUCAUCGUGGAGACAACAGGACAGGAAAAGUUGUACUAUAUUGGCUAUUCACAAGGUACUACCGUAGCUUUCAUUGCAUUUUCGACAAUGCCAGAGCUGUCUCAAAAAGUCAAACUCUAUUUUGCAUUGGCACCUGUCACUGCCAUUAAUUAUGCUAGAAGCCCAGCAACAAAACUCCUCUACCUUCCUGAAAAAUUGCUCAGGGGUUUGCUUGGAAAAAGAGAAUUCCUUCCUGAGAUUGAAUGUCUAAAAAGGCUAAUAGUCCCUGUUUGCAGCCACGGAGCUUUUGCCAGGCUUUGUAAAAAUGUCUUCUUCAGUCUGGGUGGCUGUAACCUGAAAAAUAUUGAUGUGAACCGAAUCAAUGUGUAUAUGGCACAAACCUCCUCUGGAACUUCUGUGCAGAACAUAGUCCACUGGAGCCAGGAGGCCCGUUCGGGAAAGUUCCAAGCUUAUGACUGGGGCAGUUCAAAGAAGAACAUGGAAAAAUACCAGCAGGCUACUCCUCCUCUCUACAAUGUAGAAAAGAUGACUGUACAAACUGCCGUAUGGACUGGGGGACAAGACUUGCUUGCAGAUCCCAAGGAUGCAGACAUUUUACUGUCUCAGAUUAAGACACUCAUCUAUCACAAGAGGAUUCCUAAAUGGGCACACCUGGAUUUCAUCUGGGGAUUGGAUGCACCUUUGCACGCAUACAGUGAAAUUAUUGACCUAAUGCAGAAGUAUCCUUAA
This is a messenger RNA of Apaloderma vittatum (bar-tailed trogon), 1317 nucleotides long. RefSeq names its product lipase member M-like. The record is from RefSeq and is a predicted model, not a curated record. Gene Ontology annotation, molecular function: hydrolase activity, acting on ester bonds. Bases 1 to 1317 code for a protein of 438 amino acids. The transcript has 10 exons. NCBI's taxonomy places the organism in Eukaryota, Metazoa, Chordata, Aves, Trogoniformes, Trogonidae. Gene Ontology annotation, biological process: lipid metabolic process.